AUGGCGAACCCCCGAAAUCUCCCGCCGGAGCUGUUGAUGGCCAUCGUCAGCUUUUUGGCGGAAAGCUCAUUCGCGAAUGAUUGGGCAGGAUUGGAAGACGAAGCCGGAGACGCAGACCAGAUUAUCGCAACACUCGCUGCCCUGUCCGUUACCAACAGCUUCUUCAAUGCCGUCGCCGAGCCUCAUCUCUACCGUAUUGGGCCCUACAGACAUCCUUACCUCCUAUGCUGGGCGACAGAAGUAGGCUUUCUCAACGUUAUGAAGAAGAUCCUCACCCACUACGAGCCAGCCGGGCUGAUGAUCAGUACCGGCAUAAUUCGAUACAGCCCUCGAAAGUACAAGGAGUGGAAUCGAACCAGCUCAACAAAGCAGAGGUUCUGGGAACUUUACCGUCAGGACGAAGCCGGGGGCUUUCAGUCUCGCCACGACUGGAACGACGAGUGCGAGUUUCAUGCACAUGUUACCGAUUCCGACGCGGAUUCGGACGACGAAGAAGCAGAACACAAGGACCUGAAUGGGUUUAUGGCGGAAUGGUAUGGGGUCCUCAAACUCAAGACGUGCGACCACUUCAAGGUCGACGUUAUGCAGAAGGCUGCGGUUUACUGGUUUCCGGUUCAUAUUGCUGCAAAGCAAGGAAAUCUCGACGCUCUCACAAUUCUCGUCGAACACGGGGCCUUACUGAACGUCUCUUCCAAGGGAUUUUGCGUCCACCCCCACGAUCCUUACAACAGAAAUGUACUCUACUUUCCGGAUUGGUCAGCUGUCCAAGACUCGAGCUAUUUGUAUCCAGCUUGGACGCCUUAUCACAUCGCCCUGUGUCACGGACACGUGGAAGUCGCCAAGUACAUCUUGACGGAAUGUCCGUAUAUUACCGAAAGACUGAUCGGCACCGAUGAAGAUCCUCAGAUCCAAGUUCCCCCGUUCAUCUCGGCCAUACGACGUGGCCUUCCAGGAGUUGCGGAGUUUUGCUUGGAAGAAGGCAUCGACGACCCGAACGCACUCUACCCUGGACUAUCUUUCGCAACACUGUUGUGGCGAGCACUCUGGGAGACGAAAGAUUUCGGCACCGCAAUGGAGAUAUUGUUACGGCACGGCGCGGAUCUUGAGCACGACCUAGAAGAUGGCCACACUCUGUUGAUGGACGCCUGCUGUCGCGGCCACUACCGCGAGGCAAUCGCUCUGAUCGAUGCUGGUGCCAGCGUUGGCGUUGUUCUUGAGGAACCCGGCGUGGAGUUAGACGAGGAAUUCGACGAUCGCUCUCUUGUGAGUAGCCACGAUCUGCUGGGAAGCGGACUUCUCGACGUGUGCUGCACCGGCAGACCCAUCCUCGCGUCCAAGCAUCACUCUCCUGAGGCCCUUGUUCCGCUUAUUGCUCGACUUUACGCUUCUGAAGCGCGGGAUGCUUCAAAGCGAAACCCGAUCCUCACCGCCUCUAAACAUCACCAGAUUGAUGUCAUUAAGUUCCUGCUGUCCGCUGGAUCCGACCUUCAUGCCCUGGAUUCAGCUGGAGAUGGUGUUUUGAAUUACGCGUCACGGCUCCCGCUCACGAGAAACCAAGAGUCCUGGUCGAAAGGGCUGUAUCAGACACUUCUUUUUCUCACUCAGCAAGCCAAGGAAUCUGGAAUUUCACUCCAAGGAGGUCAUCGCGCAGCGUCUAGUCUUGCCCGCGCUCAUGCCCGCGACCUUCGCUACAGUAACCUCCAGGUCAAAAGCCAAGUACGUCGGGCUUUCUUGCUACUUGUCAAAGAGGGACUCGUCAACUUGAACGCUCGAGACGCAUACGACAAAACACUGCUGAUGAAAGCGGUCUUCGACGAGGACUUUGGUGUUGCGGGCAGCCUGAUCAACUUGGGAGCUGAAGCUGGGGUCGAUCCUCGGACUGGACGGGAUGAUUUGGUUGACAUGUGGGAUCACGCAGUUGACCAUAAGGACUCCGCACUCCUAGCAUCUCGACUAUUGAGGAAACUCGAUCGGCAAAAUCGUAUCUCACAUGAGCCACGUUUUCUCGUGGUAGUGAUGAUGCGGAGACUCAAGAGUAUCGAGGAAGAGAUGAGGCCCUCCCUGUUUCUCGACAAGAACUGGGUGAACAACGAAUGUCUACCAAGCACGAUCACUACCUUUCAUGAUGCCGGUAUCGAGCCACAGGUCAACGAGUUCCCGCUUUGGCGCUUACUUCAUUUCGCCGUCUACUUCGGCUUCUGCGAGAUAUCCAAGAUACUUCUUGGUGCGGGAGCCCGCGUCCAUGGAUUCACCGAAACGGGCGAGACAGCCUUGAGCCUAAUCACGGCUAAAGAAUGGUCCGGCCCAAAGGAGCUCGCAGAACUCGUUGUCAAGCAUAGCGUGGAUCAAGAUCCUAAUGCUCCGAGCAGAUGCUAUGACAUGCUCGAGAGGGCUAUGGAGAACGACUGCGAGGAUUAUGUCCUUGCUGUUCUCGACAUUUGUCCUGACUUUCUGUCGGCCACCACCUCAACCUUCGAGCAAAGGUCGCCCCUCUCGUUCUUGAUCUCCCUCUCGGCGACGGCGAGAGCCCCUGAUAUCCGACCAUACUCGAUCACCAUCAUCAAAACCUCCAUACGCCAGUCGUCCACCACAAAGCAUGCCAAAAUGCCGAAUCUUCUGCAGCUCCCGAACGAGCUGAAGGUGGCGAUCAUCGACGAACUCAUUGCGGCAGACAAGACGCCGAUCGGUCUCUUCAGACACAGCCUUCUCGAAUCACUCGCAGCCCUCUCACGCUCUUGCCGAUGGUUCCACGAAUACAUUAACCCAAUUCUCUACGAUGGCGGAGUGAAGAGACACCCUUAUCUUCUCAUCUGGGCAACCGAGACACAGAACAUUGGCUGUAUGAGGAGACUUUUGGAAGCCGGAGCAAACCCCAACAUGGCAUUCUAUUGGUGGGAUUCUAGAGAUCGUCCGACAAACAGACGGAACGACUAUAAAUCCAUGAUCGAAUUUUUCAGGGCACGGUACUCGUGUCAUAUACUCUGCCCUGACGAGUGGUGUGCGGGGCAGGCUGGAGUUACCGAAGAUGCUGCCGUUCAUCGAAGCAGGUUAGACCCUAGCCUGGGGAUGACGCUUUGGAACCCUGAAACUGCCAAUGACUUGUUAUUUCCACGACACUUGCCCAUCAAUCUCGCGGCUGCCGCAGGUAACAUCGAGGCCUUCGACCUUCUCAUCGGAUAUGGAGCAGAUAUCAACGCUCCCAGCUUCUGCAACGACCUUUGUCACAGCACCAAUGCACGUUUACACUUCGUGGAUCGGCUGGAAGCCCGACGCGCAAUCCAUACCGCAUACAACGCUGAAACAUACAAGCCGGCAAAACACAUCAUCAGCCUUGGUGCUCCGAUACGAGAACAUCUCAUGACGAAGUUGGAGACUGAAGAAGGUCCUACGCCUCUUUUCAUCACUGCGGUGAAGCACCGAAGGCUAGAAGUCGCCGACCACAUUCUUUCGACGGGGCUCGAGAGUGUUCAUGCUGAGUACGGCAUGAAACGCUACGGCACUCUGCUGUGGCAGGCUUAUUGGCAAGGCAGCGAGACCUUCAGAGCGGCUUUACCAAUUCUUCUCAAGUACGGUGCCAAUGUCGAUGCAGAUUUUGGCCAGGGCCACACGCUGUUGGUAGAAGCGUGCAGCAGGGCGCAUUAUGGCGAGGCACAUAUGCUUCUCGAUGCCGGAGCGAACGCCAAUGUCCGACUCGUCACAACAUCGCCACACAGCAUUAUGGGACCAUACAACGAUGGGCAAGGUCUUGUUCGCUGCCGCAGAACUUCGUGGGCCAGGCACCAUUGUUACCUAUGCUUGGGGGAGGGGUGCAAUAACACGUCAACGUCUAGCUUGUUGGGCAUGAGACCCAUCAAUAUCUGCGUUCAGAGCUUCUUCUGGUAUUCGACUUCACUACCCCUUGGGCAAUCUGUCGAUCGUAUCACCCGGGACAACACAUCGAUCGUCCAACAUCUUCUUCUUGUUCUUGGCCCUCACGGCAUCACAGACUUGACCCUCCUCUCCAUCGCCGUUUCUACUCUCCAGCCCAAUCUCGUUGACAUCCUACUAAAUGCAGGAGUAGAUGUUAACGCGCAAGGUCCUUCCGGCCAUUCUGCUUUGAAGAAUGGUCUAAUUCUAUUGAAAAUGGGAACAGGACUCCCUCAUCUUCCCGCAACACUUCUACCAUUGGUUCAACAUGUUCAAAAGAACGGCAUCAAGCUGAUCGACUACGAGUGGGCCAUUCUUAGACUCUUAGGAGAGAAAAACACAUCACCAUAUAUCCCAGAAGCCAUCAGGACACUCCGUUUAUGUGGCGAUAUCAACUCUAGGGACAAAGACCAGAACACCGUGCUGAUGUUGGCUUUUGCACGAGGGCGGUUUGAUGUGUUCAAUUCUCUCGUCAACAUGGGAGCUAAAUUGGGUCAAGCUCAGAGAAGCGAAGGCCUGCCGGAUGAUGAUUUGGAAUUCCUUUGGGAGCAGCUGCUCAACGGAGAAUCGUCGUAUGAAGCUUGGAGAGCUCUUCGGAACAACACCAUUGACCCAGAACGCAGGCUCCUACAAGACCCGCAUUUCAAAGACACUGCCACCAGGGCAGGCAGAAAGGAUGUACUGAAAUGGUUUCAUUGGAGCAAUCUUAUUCGGAUGAGAUAG
Molecule: messenger RNA, 4629 nt
Organism: Colletotrichum karsti
Lineage: Eukaryota; Fungi; Ascomycota; Sordariomycetes; Glomerellales; Glomerellaceae
Exons: 3
Coding region: 1-4629 (1542 amino acids)
Molecular function (GO): protein binding
Source: RefSeq, a predicted model, not a curated record